This is a messenger RNA of Hippocampus comes (tiger tail seahorse), 1350 nucleotides long. RefSeq names its product eukaryotic translation initiation factor 4E-1A-like. Gene Ontology annotation, molecular function: RNA 7-methylguanosine cap binding; translation initiation factor activity. The transcript has 7 exons. Bases 25 to 753 code for a protein of 242 amino acids. The record is from RefSeq and is a predicted model, not a curated record. NCBI's taxonomy places the organism in Eukaryota, Metazoa, Chordata, Actinopteri, Syngnathiformes, Syngnathidae. Gene Ontology annotation, biological process: translational initiation. Gene Ontology annotation, cellular component: eukaryotic translation initiation factor 4F complex; cytoplasm.
CCGGACGCAUGCGGCGCACCGCGCAUGUCCGCAGCGACGCUGCUUGGUGUGCUCCAAUCAACAGAACGUUUCCUAACACAGAUUUCUAAAAUGGCGACUGCCGAACCGGAAACCAACCCAAAUCCAUCCCUCCCAGAAGAGGAUGGAGCUGAUGAGGCAAGAGAGACGACUGCUCAGGAAAUUGUGAGCCCAGAAGCCUACAUCAAACACCCGCUACAAAACAGAUGGUCUCUAUGGUUCUUCAAGAAUGACAAGAGCAAAACAUGGCAGGCCAAUCUACGACUCAUCUCAAAAUUUGACACAGUUGAAGAUUUUUGGGCUCUGUACAACCAUAUCCAGUUGUCAAGCAAUCUCAUGUCAGGCUGUGAUUACUCCCUUUUUAAGGAUGGUAUUGAGCCCAUGUGGGAGGACGAGAGGAACAAGCGUGGAGGACGCUGGCUGAUCCCACUCAACAAGCAGCAGAGAAAAUUAGACCUGGACCGCUUCUGGUUAGAAACUCUCUUGUGCUUAGUUGGCGAGGCCUUUGAUGACUACAGCGAUGAAGUUUGUGGAGCUGUGGUGAACAUUCGCGCAAAAGGAGAUAAAAUCGCUGUCUGGACAUCAGACUAUGAAAACCGAGCUGCUGUAACACACAUAGGGAGAGUUUACAAGGAGUGCUUGGGGAUCCCCUCGAAGAUGUCUAUUGGUUACCAAUGUCACUUUGACACAGCAACCAAAAGUGGCUCCACCACCAAGAACAAAUUUGUCGUUUAAGAAGCACCUAUUGUGCUCCCGUUUCUAGUUGUCAUAUUUGUUGUCGGUGCAUAUGUUUACUUUGCUGCAAAGACUGCGGAGUGCAAUCCAAUACUACAAGCCAAAUGUUUCUAUAGCCUGCCCUCAACUUAGACCACAUAAAUAUAUGAAUGUGGCUCUUCCAAAAACACUAAACUAACACUUGGAUAAAAAUAUUAAAUGAACCUCAUUAUGAGCUAUGAUAUUUGAAAUGUUGACAUGGAGAUUUUAAGUUAACAUUUGGGAUGCAAUAUGGAAGUAACUUCAUAUUUGGAUGAAAACGAACAGGAUUUUAAUUGCAAUUGUUUAGCAAAAUAGCAACUAAUAUGGAAAAAAAAGAAAGAAGUUCCUCUCCAUGUCGGGAGAUUGCAGGCCAUGUAAACGUAUCCAAUGAUUUGUUUUGCUAGAGGUUGCUAUUUAGAGUGCUUCAUGGAUCCUCGAAGUGAAAAUAUACCGGUAUAUCUUUUUUUUUUUUUAAUUGCUGUCAAUCCUGAAAUGCAACAAUGUAUAUUUUUCUGCCAUUUUUUACAGCACGAGUGUUUUGCUGUAAUUGUGUAAGAAAUUAAACCCUUUAAUUUA